Messenger RNA from Colletotrichum navitas, 1009 nucleotides. RefSeq lists its product as uncharacterized. The coding region runs from base 250 to 822 and encodes 190 amino acids. The transcript has a single exon. Lineage: Eukaryota; Fungi; Ascomycota; Sordariomycetes; Glomerellales; Glomerellaceae. The record is from RefSeq and is a predicted model, not a curated record.
CCUGUCACCGAGGCCACUAGUGUCUUAGGGACAGGUCUCGUCUUGACCAAUCAGAGGUGACCUGUUGUAAUCCGUGACCUCUCAGCCAAGAUCUCCUUACGACUGCCCUCCGAUUCACCCCCAUUUGUCGUCCGUCGCUCGUCAUUGGGAGGCCCAGAAACAGCACGCAGUUGCAGGCGAGGCCCUUCUGUUCUCGUGAUUUUCUGCCACCAACGCCGCGGUUUCUUCCAUCGUCGCCCUGCUUACUCGAUGCCACCUUCCGCUACACUACUCCCACCACAUAAUACCUACCUACUUACCUUACCUACUCGAGGACUACACUGUACCUGCUACCUGCUAGGCCAACACCUGCCUUGUCCGAGAUCUACACAGGCCUCGGUGCUUCUGAACCCCCUUUGCCAGGCCCUCUCACCGCCCGGUGAACCCUCCAAAGGAGCCCACUGCCCUUCCAGGCGACGACUCCUACAUGUCUGCCAAUACAAGCAACAGCCGUUGUUUUCUCCUCAGCAUGCACUCGAAAUCACCAUCUUUACCCUCCUAGUCCGCGCCAUCACCUUGCCGACUCUCUCACCAGCGCUCUUGGCCCAGCAACUUUCCUUUGGGCCCUCAACAACCCCCCCGAGUCAACCCCCUGGCAUUGGCCCCUCCUCCUUGCCUGUCUGUCUACUUUCUUACACACGCCACGCUGUGCUUGUAGAGAAAUAUCCAACAGCAAACGCACUCCUUCUUGGCCUGGAACGGUGGCGACCUUUGGCCACUUACCUUCUCGCAGCCUCCGCCCCCGACUCCAACCCACCUGCCCUGUCAGCCGGUUCUCCAUAGCUAUCUACUGACGUUGUCGCUGUUGGCUUGUGGGUGGUGCUAUUCACGUACACUGACGCUCCUCCGGACUGUCGGCCGUCGAACCACCUUUGCACCGUGGUGGGGUUGUCUAAGUUCGGCUUGGCUUCGACAUCUUUUGUCCUCCCAACGCGCCGCUCUCGACCGCCUGUCCAUUGGCCAUAUCCUC